Chenopodium quinoa (quinoa) is the source of this 1301-nucleotide messenger RNA. RefSeq names its product LOB domain-containing protein 15-like. NCBI's taxonomy places the organism in Eukaryota, Viridiplantae, Streptophyta, Magnoliopsida, Caryophyllales, Amaranthaceae. The transcript has 3 exons. The record is from RefSeq and is a predicted model, not a curated record. Bases 183 to 995 code for a protein of 270 amino acids.
GACUUAUAUUAUAUUAAGUUUGGUCCGCUAAUAUUAUCGUUGUUCACUAAUGUACUAACUUCAAUUGUUAGUAACUUACCUUUUAAGCACUUGUUUCCCUUUCAUUUUCCCCUUCAACACCAACUUUCUCUCUCUUAUUUCUCUCUCUAAAACCCCACCCUCCAUACCUUGAGCAUGCCUGAAUGUCCAGAGAAAGGGAGAGAUUUGAUGAGAUAGGCAAGAAGAUCAAGAGAGAUAACGAUGCGAUUUCAAGAGGAGGAGGAGGAGGAGGAGGAGGAAGGCGGCAUUUUCAAUUAGGUCCUCCCGGAACACUUAAUACGAUCACCCCUUGCGCCGCGUGUAAGCUCUUGAGGAGAAGAUGUGCUCAAGAAUGCCCCUUUUCACCUUACUUCUCACCUCAUGAGCCUCAAAAAUUUGCCUCCGUUCACAAAGUUUUUGGUGCUAGCAAUGUUUCUAAGAUGCUCAUGGAAGUACCAGAGAGUCAAAGAGCGGACGCAGCAAACAGUUUGGUGUACGAAGCAAAUGUGAGACUUAGAGAUCCAGUUUACGGUUGCAUGGGUGCUAUUUCAGCGUUACAACAACAAGUUCAACUUUUACAAGCUGAACUUAAUGCAGUAAGAGCUGAGAUUCUUAAGUACAAGUUUAGAGAUACAAAUAAUAAUCAUAAUCAUAAUCAUAACAAUAAUAAUAAUAUUAGUACUUCUACUAAUAACAACAACAAUAAUAAUAAUCCUUCACCCUCUUCUCAUCAUGAUCUUUCUUUCUUUUCUUCCGGUGCCCCGGUGUCGGUUUCUAUAGCCGUGCCACCACCACUAACACCAUCCAUUCCACCCCCUUCGCCGCCUCCUCCACCACUACCGCCUCCUCUUCAUAGUAUUCCACGCGAUUCUUCGAUUUCUUCUUCCAUGUAUACACAUGAACCAUCAUCAUCAUCUAAUCCUGAUCAUGAUCAUUUUAGCUCCAUUUCUAAUGAAAACAUUUCCUACUUUGGUUAAACAUAGAUCUUAAGGUAACCAAGAUUGAUAACUUCAUUAUUAAUUAAUUAUUAUUAUUAAUUAUAAUGUAAUAAGAUGAUCAAGGAUUAUUAAAUCCAGGUUCUAGCUUUAAGUUUCUUCAUUGGAAAUUGAAGCCUAAUUUGUUUAUGUAGAGUGAAAUUGAUGUAAAAAAACCCUUAGUGUGGUAUAAUUAUUCUUCCUCAUAGAAAGAUAUUUAUGGUUGAGGAAUAAUUAUUUCUUUUUGCAUAAUUUGUAUGUUACACAUUGAUACAAACAUUAAAUUUAAAUUAUGAAAAUCACAUUGUU